UCACUUCCAGCACAUUCCCGCAGGCUAGAAAAAGAGGUUGUCGCAGAGGGGGAUAAUAGAGUGGGGUGAUUGGUUUGGAGUGGGGACCAAGUCCGGAGCAUGUCCGACCACAACUCAUACAGUCUCUGGAAGAGGUCAGAGGUGACAUUGUGGUGAGUGUGUUUGAGGGGGGCAUCAGGGACAGUGAGUUGCUGAGGACAGCGUGUAAGGGAGCAUCGCAGGUCUACCACACUGCGUCCCUCAUAGAUGUCAUCGAGAAGGUGGACUACAGCAAGAUCCACGGAGUCAACGUCAAAGGAACCCAGGUCCUUCUGUAGACGUACAUCCAGGAAAACGUGGCGUCCUUCAUCUACACCAGCAGCAUUGAGGUGGCCGGCCCCAAUGCCAACGGAGACCCCAUCAUCAGCGUUGAUGAGAACACCCCCUACACGUGCUCCAUAAAGUUCCCCCUACUGCAGGACCAAAAAGAAAGCUGAGUGGGUCACACUACAAGCCCAGGGCGAGGGGCUCCACCUGCACCCUCAGACCAAUGUACAUCUACGGAGAGUGCUGACGAUUCCUGCUGGACCACAUGAGCGACGGGAUUCCGAACAGGGACGUAUUGUACCGUACCUCCCACCCGGAGGCACAGGUGAACCAUGUGUACGUGGGGAACGCAGCACUGGCCCACCUCCAGGCCGCCCGCGCCCGCCCUGCGAGACCCCCAGCGGAGGGGCUCCAUCGGAGGGAACUUCUACUACAUCUCAGACGACACGCCGCCCAUCAGCUAUUUUGACUUUAACCGUGUUGUAUUGUCGCCGUUGGGCUUCAGGUACCCGCCCAUAAACCGGCAGCUCCUCAACAUGCUGAACAUGCCCUUUAGCUUCACCUAUCGGAGGUCUCAGAGGGACAUGGGGUACGUCCCCCGGUAUAGCUGGGAGGAGGUACGCAAGUGGACCAUGGAUUGGUUGGCAUCCCAGUUACCCAAAGAAGAAAGUGAAUAAAGGCUAAAUAACUGCCCAAGGCCCUGCCUGUAAGACUGUUCCUAUAGCUGACCAUCCCCUGGUCCAUGCUUAUAAUCAUUAUUACAGUGGUCUGUAAAUGUGUAUGUUAAAGUUGUGUGACAGAUUACAUUUGCAGGUCCAUCUCUAUGUUCACAUGGACUAGUAUAACGGUAGAAUUGGUCAUCCAUUGCUGAAAUGUAGCUUAUCACCAUGUAACACAGUGAGUGUCACCCCCAGAUGGCCAGAGUCCAGCAUGAAAACAAACAGGCAUUGAUCAUCGGUGAGGUCAUGGAUCCUCGUCCAGUGCCCCCCCCCCCAACCCCAUACAGACUAAGCACUUGACCAAGCACUGGGUCCUAAGCAAAACACCGACCAACGACUGGAGCAGGAGGGGUACAUGGGUAUGUGGAGAAUGGGCUGGAAACUGAAAACAGCGGAAACUUUUCUCAGUAUUUUAGCAUUCUACAUCACGUCCACAGUAGCAGGGGAGGAUGAGGAGUCCAGAUCAGAAUGUGCUGACUUCAACAACACGACCUGGCUGGAGUACCGUCAGCCGGGCAGCAAGCUACAGGUGCAAUACCUACUCCUGACACGCAAGAAUACAGACUGUGCCAGCCUCUUCAGUCAGGAGUCCCUCAGCAACAACGCCUCCUACUUCAACUCCUCCCUACCCACCAAGAUCAUUGUCCAUGGAUACAGGGCUCUGGGCAGUAAGCCGUCCUGGGUGAAACAGCUGGCCCAGGCUCUGCUGCGGGCGCAGGAUGCCAAUGUGGUGGUGGUGGACUGGGUCUAUGGGGCCUCCUUCGCCUACAACCUGGUGGUGGAGAACUACAAGGAGGUGGCCGUCCAGAUAUCUGUCCUCAUCAACCAGCUCCAGAACCAUGGAUGCAAACUGGAGUCAUUUCACUUCAUUGGGGUUAGCCUUGGGGCACACGUGUCUGGAUUCGUGGGGACCCUGUUCAAGGGGGAGAUAGGGAGAAUCACAGGUCUGGACCCAGCUGGACCCAUGUUUAAGGGAGCCGACACGUUUGACCGUCUUGACCCCUCAGAUGCACUGUUUGUGGAGGCCAUCCACACAGACUCUGACUACUUCGGUAUCUCCAUCCCUGUUGGCCAUGCUGACUUCUUCCUGAAUGGCGGGAUGGACCAGGCAGGUUGUGCACGCUCAAGGUUUGAGUCAAUUCUUGUCUACUUUCCAGUGUAUGGCUAUGUGAUCUGUGACCACAUGAGGGCGCUCCACGUCUACAUAAGCGCACUGAACGGGACCUGCCCACUGACUGGCAUCCCUUGUUCCAGCUAUGAGGAAUUCCUCAAGGGGCGCUGUUUAGGCUGCCAAGGUGUCUUCAAUGGCACAUGUCCACAAAUAGGGUUAUUGGAGAACAGCGGUAUAACAGCCUCUCCUCUUCCUCAACAAGAGAAGCUUUUCCUCCUGACAACCUCUGCACCUCCUUUCUGUGCCCAUCACAUCCUGGUGCAGCUGGAGGUAUCCCCCCUGGACAAGACUGCUGAGGUGCAGGUGACCCUAAGAACCAGGGGACUUCCUGAAACAGAGCACAGACUCAGGCUAGAGACAGACGGUACAGUUUACAGGAGGGUGAUAGCCCACCUGGUGCCACUGUGUGAGAUAGACUCCAUUCAGCUGAAGAACACUGGAGCACGCUUCUACAGACAGGGAGACAUCCACUUUGUGUCUGUCUGUAUAUCAGAGUUCCCCUCUGUCGGAGAAGUGGGGUCGUUGUGUGUGAAGAAGAUUGACAUUAGACGAGGAUCUCCGUGGAACCAUGAUUUUGUGCAGCUGUGUGGGAAUGACUGAGAACCCUUAUGUCCUGAACACACACAACCUAUGCACCAACAUGUGUUUCUUUCACUGUGUCAACAUCCCAAUAGUUCUGAAUUGGCAUCCUCUCUUCGUCUCCUUUCCUUUGUCAUCAAUGAUGUGGAAUGCUUUGAUAGGUCUAAGCAGUAAGGAGGAAGCCUAUCCUGUCCUUAUCAUUAGGCAUGAAGGAAAGGAAAUUAGGAGAGUUUUACUGGGACGCAGCCUGUUUCCAGCUCACACAGAAACACACACACAUGCAGCCAAUAGCUCCUGUUGGAAAUAUACAUACAAACACACUCACACACUCAUAUGUUACUGAUGGACCACCUACAGCUAGACUAUGCUACAAUUUUCUUAUUGUUACAUUUCUUCUGUAUUUUCUAAUAGCAUUAGUAUUGCUGUACAUAAUCAUUCCGAUGCAGCUGAAUGUUACUUUCUUAAUAAGAGCUUCUGUUGAAGCAAAACAGUUCUCAGAAGCAGAGGUGAGCAAUGUGUUCAAAUUGUGAUGAGUUUGAAUACCUCGUCAUGAUAAACUUGAAGACUCAAUCUUAUUCUGACUGAGGAUGGAGGAGAGAGGAGACAUAGAUGAAAAAAUGACAGUCAAUGCAUUUUCACCAAGAACUUUAUGGAGAAAGAUUGGCCCCAUGAAAAUACAUGUUUAUCACAUUAUGUAUAUGUAGGCCCACAUUUUGGGGGGGAAACAACAAAAACAAAAUACUCCUGUUCUAUGUUUUCUGACUAAAUGUACAAUGUGUGAGACAUCUCACGUUUACAAGCAUGUAGACAAAAUGCAGAAGUGUGUGUCUGCCUGUUAAAUUUGGAAUCAUGAUUUGAAAAUAUGUAUGUAUGAAGAGAAAACCCUUUUAGCAUGCUCUCAGUCAAACAUUAUUCUCUCAGAUUAUGUCUGCACAAACAAACAAGAUUAACAUGCCCCUAGCUAGCCAACCCAACCCCGGCUGUUAAAAAAUCUAAUGCACAUGAUUAGUUUAAUGUGGAAUCAUAAUAGCAUAAUCCUAUCUCCACUUCAAACGGCUUUCCAUCCAGAUGAAUGGGAGAUGUGUGGCAUAAUAAAAAGAGAAUACCAUUCUUUUCUGUGACAUUAACUAAUAAAUUCAGUUUAUAACAUAAU
Salvelinus namaycush (lake trout) is the source of this 3928-nucleotide messenger RNA. RefSeq names its product phospholipase A1 member A-like. Gene Ontology annotation, molecular function: carboxylic ester hydrolase activity; lipase activity. The transcript has 14 exons. Gene Ontology annotation, biological process: lipid metabolic process. Bases 1381 to 2796 code for a protein of 471 amino acids. The record is from RefSeq and is a predicted model, not a curated record. NCBI's taxonomy places the organism in Eukaryota, Metazoa, Chordata, Actinopteri, Salmoniformes, Salmonidae.